Molecule: messenger RNA, 1509 nt
Organism: Acanthosepion pharaonis
Lineage: Eukaryota; Metazoa; Mollusca; Cephalopoda; Sepiida; Sepiidae
Source: the annotation of a GenBank genome assembly
AUGUUCUUCUCUUUCUCUCAUCCCUUCUUUUUCUCUCCUACCUCGUCAUUUAUUUUCUUCCUUGCCCUUUCUUUCUCCCAUUUUUCAUCCCAUUUUUCUUUUCAUUUCUUUACAAUCUUUUUUCCUCUAUUUUCUUUUGUGCUCUUUUCUCUAUUAAAUAUUUCUCCCUCUUUUCCUUCCGCUUUUAACUUUCAUUUAUAUUCCUGUAUUCCUUCUGAUUCACUUUGUCUCACCAAAUCUGUUCUUUCUUCUCUCUUUUUUUUUAUCUUUUCCUUAAUUCAUUAUCUUUAUGUUAUUAUUUGCCUUCUUUCUUUCUUUCUUUCUUUCUUUCUUUCUUUCUUUCUUUCUUUCUUUCAAUAUUGCUUUCUUUUUUCGCUUUCUUUUUUUAUUUCUUUCUCUCUUUUUAAUUUUCCUUUUCUUUCUUUCAUUCUUUCUUUCUUUCUUUCUUUUAUAUUGUUCUAUCUUUUCUUUCUUUUUCUUCCUUGCUUUUUCUUUUUUCCUUUAUUUUUCAUUCGUUUUUUCUUUCUUUUUCUUUCUUUUUGUCUUUCUUUCUUUUAUUGUUACAUUCGUUUUUAUAGUUUUCUUUCUUUCUUUCUUUCUUUCUUUCUGCCUUUUUCUUUCUUCCUUUAUUUCUUCCUUUUUUUCUUCUUUCUUUCUUUCUUUCAUCGAUAUUAUUUUUUAUCGUUUUCUUUCUUUCACUUUUGCCCCCCUCCGUUUCUUUCUUUCUUUCUUUCUCUACUUCUCUCUUUCUUUCUUUUUUUCUUUCUUUCUUUCUAUAUUGUUUUAUCCUUUCUUUCUUCUUUACUUCGUGGUUGUUUAUUUUUUCUUUGUUUCACUUUUACCUCCUCCGUCUUCUUUUUCUUUCUUUCUUUCUUUCUUUCUUUCUUUGUUAUCGUUACUUUUUCUUUCUUUCUUUCUUUCUUUCUUUCUUUCUUUCUUUCUUUCUUUGUUCUGUAUUGUUUUAUCGUUACUUUUUCUUUCUUUCUUUCUUUCUUUCUUUCUUUCUUGCUUGCUUGCUUGCUUUCUUUUUUCUUUUUCUUUCGUUUUCCUUUUUUCCUUUUUCUUUCUUUCUUACUUAUUUUCUUCUCAUUAAUUGACCCAAUUUUUCUUCAUCCUUUUUCUCCUUCAUUCUUUAUUUUUUUCGGUGCUUCAUUCAUUUCUAUUUUCUUUAUUAAUUUUUUCUUACUUUUCCCUCCUUUCUUUUUUUCUACUUCGUCUUCCUUACAUUUUUUUCUCUCAUCUUUUUUCUUUUUAAGUUUUCUUUUUAUCAACCUUCUUGCUAUCCUUCCAUUCUUCUUUCUCAUACCGGAUACUAAACACCGAACAAAACCUCAAAUCCUUCCUGGCGACCAAAAUCUCCAGCGCAAUCCUUCGGUAUCUUUCCGUUUAAACAUCUCAUUUCCAUGUUACAAACAAACUGCUUUAUAUUCUCUGAGAGAAUGUGCACGAUUCACACGUCCGUACGCCUUUCUAUUUCCUUUUAUCACAUCUAUCCCACAAUGCACUUAA